GAUGGAAUACCUAUCGAAUGUCUUUAUAUUUAUAUCCCCUGGGCAUUGGUAAAUAGACAAAGCGUUGCGACUCAAGCAGCCAAGGACUCAUAAUCGGUAUUAGAAUAGUUCGCAUAGUGCGAUAUGAUGCACCAGAACCCUUAUAAUGCAAGCUAGAUCCUCACAGCUUGGUAGGAUUCAUAUGACCUACAAGGUGCCCAUGAAUGUAUCUCUUCACCGAUUUUCGACGAAACCUGGGAUACCGAGGAAUAUAACCCGCUCGCGGCUUCUCGUCAUGGAAGAACUACUCAAAAAGGUUCUCGAGCGCAACGAAGCCACCAAGAAGCCCCUCAGCGCCGUCCCGUGGAAACCGGACCAGCCGCACGCGCAGCCACUCUUCACAUACGACCGCUCGGCGCAAGCGUGGACGCCCGCACCACCAGCAGAUCCCACGCCGCGGUCCCUCCACCAACGGGAUGACGCCGGAAACGGAAUCACCAGGCUGCGGGUGUACAGCUGGAACAUCGACUUCAUGCUGCCGCUCGCGAAAGCGCGCAUGGACGCCGCGCUCGAGCACCUUCGCAGCCUAACCAGCAGCCUGCCGCCCUCCAUAGCGGCAGUCGUCUUCCUGCAGGAGUGCGUGGAAGAGGACCUGGCUACGAUCGGCGCGGCGGAUUGGGUGCGCAGCGGAUUCGUCCGCACGGACGUCGACGGGAGCAAUUGGCAGGCGUGCUACGGCACGACGACGCUGGUCGACCGCCGGCUCGGUGUGGCGGCGUGCUUCCGGGUGCACUACGCGCAGACGCGCAUGGAGCGGGACGCCCUAUUCGUAGACGUGGUCUUGAAUAGUACCAGUUCCAGUGCCAGUGGUGGGAGUGGGGCGCCAAAGACCAUCCGCCUGUGCAACUCGCACCUCGAGUCGCUAGCUCUCUCGCCGCCGCUGCGACCCGCGCAAGUGCAGGUCAUGGCGACGCACAUGCGGGCGGCGGGGGUGCACGCGGGGAUCGCGGCGGGGGACUUCAACGCGAUCGAGGCGGUCGACCGGACGCUGCACGCGACGCACGGGCUGCGGGACGCGUACCUCGAGGUGUCGGGCGGGAGAGAGGACAGCGAGGAAGGGUACACGUGGGGCCAGCAGGCGGCGACGAGCCUGCGGGAGCGGUUCGGGUGCUCGCGCAUGGACAAGGUGUAUUUCACGUCGGGAGGGGGGCUCCGGUUGCACGGGUUCGAGAGGUUCGGGAGGGAUGUGCUGGUGCGCGGGGAGGAGGAGGGGGAGAGGAUCCGCGCGCUGGGGUUCGAGAAGCCUUGGAUUACGGACCAUUUGGGCGUUACGGCGGAGUUUGAGGUGGUGGAUUAAUUUGGGUGUGGGAGAAAUAGUAGCUACCUCUUAACUUAAGUAGGUACGUGUUUGAAUGAAGAUAUCUCGAUGUGCUUUAUAUAGGUACCUAGGUAGGAGAAUAAAUAGUUAUUGGAAUUGGGAGGGAUUACUUAUACUUUAUAUAUAAAGGGGGGAGGGGGAGGGGUGGGUGGACGAUCAACUCUCGCUAUGCCUUAGGAGAUUGAGGGUUAUGAUAUACUUUAGGUACCUAGGUAGAUUUAGGACAUGAAAUGGGCUCAUGGU
Molecule: messenger RNA, 1600 nt
Organism: Daldinia caldariorum
Lineage: Eukaryota; Fungi; Ascomycota; Sordariomycetes; Xylariales; Hypoxylaceae
Product: Endonuclease/exonuclease/phosphatase
Exons: 1
Coding region: 146-1336 (396 amino acids)
Biological process (GO): double-strand break repair
Cellular component (GO): cytoplasm; PML body
Molecular function (GO): 5'-tyrosyl-DNA phosphodiesterase activity; single-stranded DNA binding
Source: RefSeq, a predicted model, not a curated record